Messenger RNA from Sander lucioperca (pikeperch), 2360 nucleotides. RefSeq names its product zinc finger protein OZF-like. Gene Ontology annotation, cellular component: nucleus. The transcript is spliced from 3 exons. Gene Ontology annotation, molecular function: DNA-binding transcription factor activity, RNA polymerase II-specific; RNA polymerase II cis-regulatory region sequence-specific DNA binding. Lineage: Eukaryota; Metazoa; Chordata; Actinopteri; Perciformes; Percidae. The coding region runs from base 71 to 1573 and encodes 500 amino acids. The record is from RefSeq and is a predicted model, not a curated record. Gene Ontology annotation, biological process: regulation of transcription by RNA polymerase II.
GUGAGUCAGCAAUCCCAGUGGAGAGCUGCUGGAUUUCAGAGACCAGGACCAGAACCAGAACCAGAGCGGAAUGGAGGAGGAGCAGCAGAAGCCGGAGCAGCGGAGCAACAAGGUCCCCAGAAGAGCAGCAGCAGGCUCGGCCUCUGAUAGCAGCGGUGUUCAGAAACGGAGAGGAAGAGGGGGACUCGGACAUCACAGCUGUCAGUACUGUGGCAAGUCCUUCACAAGACCUGAACAUUUAAAGAUUCAUCAGAGAGUUCACACUGGAGAGAGACCAUACAGCUGUGGACAAUGUGGGGCAGCUUUCACACAGUCAAGUGUGCUCAAAAGUCAUCAAUUCAUUCACACUGGAGAUAAACCGUACAGCUGUCAGUACUGUGGCAAGGCCUUCACAAGAUCUGAACAUUUAAAGAUUCAUCAGAGAGUUCACACUGGAGAAAAGCCGUACAGCUGUGAAGAAUGUGGGGCAACUUUCACACGGUUGAAUUACUUAAAAUCCCACCAAAGCAUUCACACUGGAGAGAAGCCAUACAGCUGUCAGUACUGUGGCAAGUCCUUCACAAGAUCUGGAAGUUUAAAGAUUCAUCAGAGAGUUCACACUGGAGAGAGACCAUACAGCUGUGAACACUGUGGGGCAGCUUUCACACAGUCAAGUGUGCUCAAAAGUCAUCAAUUCAUUCACACUGGAGAUAAACCGUACAGCUGUCAGCACUGUGGCAAGUCCUUCACAACAUCUGGACAUUUAAAGAUUCAUCAGAGAGUUCACACUGGAGAAAAGCCGUACAGCUGUGAAGAAUGUGGGGCAACUUUCACACGAUUCAAUAACUUAAAAUCCCACCAAAACAUUCAUACUGGAGAGAAGCCAUACAGCUGUGACCAAUGUGGGUCAGCCUUCUCACAGUUAUCUAGCUUAAAAUCCCACCGACGCAUUCACACUGGAGAGAAGCCGUACAGCUGUGACCAAUGUGGGGCAGCUUUCACUGUUCAAAGUUCCCUAAAAUCCCACCAACGUGUUCACACUGGAGAGAAGCCGUACAUGUGUGACCAAUGUGGGGCAGCUUUCACACAGUCAGAAAGCUUAAACUCCCACCGACGUGUUCACACUGGAGAGAAGCCGUUCUGGUGUGAGCAAUGUGGGAAAACUUUUUCUAAGAGUGGUGAACUUAAAUCCCACCAACGCAUUCACACUGGAGAUAAACCGUACAGCUGUGACCAAUGUUGCGCAGCUUUCACACAUUUAAAUAUUUUAAAAUCCCACCGACGUGUUCACACUGGAGAAAAGCCGUUCUGGUGUGAACAAUGUGGGAAAACCUUUUCUCAGAGUAGUAACCUGAAAAGACACCAACUCAUUCACACUGCCUCCUCUCAAACAUGUUCUAAAGCCAAGCUGUUGUUAGAAAGGAGAGAGGGAACAGAUAGCAUGAGUCAAGACGCUGUUUACCAGCCAGAUAGCAGAGAACAGUCAGAGCCCAAAGUAGCCGAGGUCCAGGACCACUUGCAGGCACUAACCUGCUUGAUAAAUGUGAAAGAAGAACAAAGUGGGGAAUUUGUCACAGCACAUAACAUUGGGUAAAAAAAGAGCAUGUAAAGAUGACAAGUGAAAAUCAGUGCAGUGAAGAACACGAUGAGUGUAACAUAACAGUUGUUCUCCAAGGAAUCAGAUUAUAAGAUAUUCAUGGUUGAAGCUUGUAGAAGAAAAUUAUUUACCAGUUUUAGUCUCAUUGUAUCCUAAUAUCCUCUUUUUGUUCACUGAUUAAGUUGAAGUUGAUCAUAUUUUACCUGAUUUAAAAAAAAAAAAAAAAAAAAAAAAAUUAUCUUGUAACUGAAUGUUAUUAACAGUAUACAUCAAGAGAUGAAAUUGUUUUUGUAUAUAUGACUGUUAUCAUUUAUAUUUUACUUUAUUACUUCAUGUGUUCAGGGAUUAAAGUUCUCUGUCGCUACGACGGAUUUCCGUCAAUUUGAUUUUAGAAAUCCCAUAUCUGAGAUCGAUGCUGAUCCGAUGAGAAAAAAAUGUGGGGGGUUGUAGCCUAUUAUUGUUAGUUUUUAAUUAAUGCAACUAACGUUUUGUGUAAAGCGAUGCACUAUUACAGGGUUCCCGUGGGGUCUUAACUCCUAAAAAAAGUCUUAAAUGCAAUAUUCUAAAAAUAAGGCCAACAUUCACAAAGUUGUACAUUUCGUUUACAAAGGUCUUAAAUUAUGUCUUGUCCUUUUGUAGGUUGAAAUAAAUACCGUUGCGUCCUAAAUAAAUGCCGUGUGUGAGUGUGAGUGACUUUACAAUUAACUCUGUGUGACUGGGCUGUAAUACGACAGUACAGGUACUAUUUACGUCAGUGUUUUUCUUUACGCUCUUGACCGUGGCG